CCUGAAAUUUCAUACAAGUCAGUCGGUCGUCUUCUCAAUGGAGAGUUCUUUUGUGUCGUCAACAGAGCUUUGAGUUUUGGUGAACUCAUUUUUGCAGAGCUCAACGUGCAACUGAUUUUAAGAGAUCAACAUAGAAAUAUUAUUAUUAUUGUUUAAUAAAAGAAUAUAAAUAUCCGGAAAAAUGCCUUCAGCGGCAAACGUCAAAAAUGACAAGCAUUCUAGCCCUGAUGGAAAUGGUGCUCCAGAAAAUUCGGGUUCUUUAACACCUUUAAGACAAGCUAUAACCAUCAUAGAACACAAAAUCAGAAAUCUGGAAAAGAGGAAGUCGAAAUUGGAAUCUUAUCGCGAUUUACAAAAUGCUGGUAAGGAAUUGAAUACAGAUCAGAAGGUUGCUGUUGCUAAAUAUGAUGAAGUGGCUCAGACUUUGGAAUUUGCCAGAGAUCUAUGCAAGCAAUUUCUUGGCAUUGCCAGUAACUCUGAAAAAGAUGCUAAAAAGCAGGCUAAAAAAGAAGCCCAACAAAAAAGUCAGGCCGAAUUAGCAAGACUACGGGAAAUUCUUUUAGUACAGGAUGCUUUAAAUCAAAUGGGAAAUGAGUCUGUUAGAGACGAUUUUCUUCAUGGGAGAAAUGGAGCUGCCCAUUUGAAUGAAAGUGAUCUGAAAUUGCUAGAUGAAAUAUAUCCUGCUGUUAUACCAAAGCAUGAAAGUGGAAACCCUACAGCAUUCACCAAUGAAGUUCAAGCAGCUGCCGAGCAUUUAUUAGCUGUUGUUGAUGGUAAACCUAAAGAAAUUUUUGGUGGAACAUAUAGUCAAGUUAAAGAAAUUCUGGGGAAAAUCCAUGAGAGUGGCUAUUUUGAUCAGGGUUCGGAUUUUGUAGAACCCAGUGUGAUUGAAGGAGAAGAAAGUGUUUAUGUUGUACAAGAAGAGCAGGAUCUAAUUGUGGAGCCUGAACAACACAAUUUACAGGAACAGGUCCCUGAAAAUCUUAUGCCUGUAACUUCUCAACUACCCCAUGAUUCCUUGAAUAUGGAUCCCCAGAAUAUUCCCCCAGAACAAAUAUUCUAUCAACAGCAGCAACAGCCACAACAACAGCUCAAUCAGCCUCAGAUUGCUCUACAAAGGCCUAUAGCAGAAAUGUUGAAUACUGGAACUUUUUUUUUCCUACAGGAUUCUGAAAUUGACAAUACUCCACUAGAACAGAUUCCAAGUCAAACCUACACAAAUCAGAAUUAUGCAAAUCAACCACCUCCACCUAUUCCAUUGCCAUCACAUUUUCAAACGAUUGGCAACAUGCCACCACAGUUGCAACAGCAGCCGACGACAAUUUCAAAGAAUGGCAUCGACGACCCCAAUAUGAAUAAUUCAACUGUUGACUCAAUGAAACAAUUACCAAAUAUGACAGGUCCAGGUAACAGACCACCAAGGAAUAACUAUUAUCAACAGCAGAACAAUAACAAUGGCAACUUUAACAACCGACCACGGCCGAACCGCAAUGGUAUGCGAGGUAACAAUAGGAAUAAUUGAGAUGAUCAAUCAUGGAACAUCUUUGAUGAAAAUCGACCUAAUCCACUGACAGAUUGUCAUUAUUGAAUCCUAUUUUAUGUUCAGUUAAUAUUUAUUUUUUUUUUUUUUUUGUAAUUCUGUGAUUUCAAAUGAAAUUGAACAUAACCUCAAUUUCACAAUUAAAUUGAGACGGUUAGAGAGGGCGUAUAUAUUUCAAUAUUGAAGUUAUUGAUAAUCUACAAAAAGUAGUUCAAAUUUUUUUUUUUUACUUGGCUGCCUAACAUUCAAUCAUGACUUACAGAAAAAAAUAUUUAUCCAUCAACUUAAAACUGAAUUUGUAUGUACAAAUAAAAUUAUUUGAAGUUCUCUAUAUUUAACUUUGAAGAAAUUAACACGAUCAAAGAAUUUUUGAAGACGAGUGCCUACUUAUGCAUGCAUAUGUUUUUUAUAUUAUGAGGAAUAUUUUAUUUGUACAUAUUUCUGUUGUUGGUCAUCUUCUUUGUUCUUACAUUGUUAUCCUCGCUGGUUGUCAAGCAUUGAAAAAUUUCCAAUUUAAGAUCACUGACUAUUAUUUCUCGGCAUUCCUUUCAUCCAUUUUGAUCAAUAUGGUUGAACUAAGAUUUGCUCUUUGAUUUCAUUUGCUUAGAAAAACUUACAGGUUCCUAAGCAUUUUGUGGCACAAUUUGUUAAGAUUAGGAUAAUGAAUAAAACGGAUUUUCUUGUCUUGAAUGAAUAAAAUUAAGUUGUAAAAUAGUAUUAAAUAUCUUUAAAUAUUGAUCAGAAAUGAUAUCAUGUAUUAUUUUCUUUGUUUCUUCAUUUUUAUAAUGAUUGUGAGUAAAUCUUAUUGGGAUAAUAAAAAAUUUUUACCAUCUCAAAUAUA
Messenger RNA from Harmonia axyridis, 2381 nucleotides. RefSeq names its product caprin homolog (gene Capr). Gene Ontology annotation, molecular function: RNA binding. Gene Ontology annotation, cellular component: cytoplasm. The coding region runs from base 182 to 1522 and encodes 446 amino acids. The record is from RefSeq and is a predicted model, not a curated record. Lineage: Eukaryota; Metazoa; Arthropoda; Insecta; Coleoptera; Coccinellidae. The transcript has 5 exons.